Molecule: messenger RNA, 264 nt
Organism: Cyanidioschyzon merolae strain 10D
Lineage: Eukaryota; Rhodophyta; Bangiophyceae; Cyanidiales; Cyanidiaceae
Product: probable molybdopterin converting factor small subunit MoaD
Exons: 1
Coding region: 1-264 (87 amino acids)
Source: RefSeq, a predicted model, not a curated record
AUGUUGGUGCGAGUCCUGUUGUUUGCGGCCUGUCGCAGGGCUGUAGAGAACAAAGACUCGAUCGUCGUAGAGGUGCCUGCUGAACUAGACAACGACGGCCGCGAGUACUGUACUGUGGAGACGCUAAGGAAGCGCCUCCCAGAGGUGUUGCAGAAACUCGCUGCUCACUCGGCGGUCGCAGUGAAUCUUGAGUAUGCGGAAGCGUGGCAACGAGUUUACAGCCAGGAUGAAGUUGCGCUGAUUCCUCCUGUUAGCGGUGGCUAG